AUGUCUGCAAACCUCGGGACAGUGAGCAAAAAGAAGACUGGUGCGCUGAAGAUUGCACUCCCAGUCUUGUCAAUUCUAUCAUUACUUGUGUGCAUUUGUCUUGUCUGGAUAUGCAAGUCAAGAGGCAAGCUCCAAACAAAGGCAUCCAUCGAUAUCUUGAUUGAGGGACAAUUGGGCAAUUAUGAUGAACCAUGCGAUCAGAAAUUUCUAUGGAUUAGAUUCAAAGACAUUGUCCCUGCUACAAACGGUUUCUCUGAUUCCAAUUUGCUUGGAAAAGGUGGCUUUGGCAUAGUAUACAAGGGAACGCUGGAAAGUGGCAUGGAGGUUGCUGUUAAAAGGCUUACCAAGUAUUCUGACCAAGGAAUAGAGCAUUUUAGAAAUGAAGUAGUUCUCAUAGCAAAACUGCAGCAUAGAAACUUAGUUAGACUUCUUGGUUCCUGCAUCCGUGGAGAUAAGAGGCUGCUUAUUUAUGAAUACUUACCCAACAAAAGCUUAGACUACUUCCUUUUUGAUGAUACUAAAAAAUCUAUGCUUGAUUGGCCAACAAGGUUUAGCAUAAUCAAAGGGAUAGCCAGAGGACUUCUGUACCUCCACCAUGAUUCAAGAAUGACGAUAAUUCACAGAGAUCUCAAAACAAGCAACAUAUUGUUGGAUGUGGAGAUGAGACCCAAAAUAUCAGAUUUUGGCAUGGCAAGGAUCUUUGGUGACAGCCAUCAACAAGCAAAUACUAGACAUGUUGUCAGAACAUACAAUUUAAACAAUGGCUAUAUGUCGCCUGAAUAUGUGAUGGAAGGCAUUUUUUCUAUCAAGUCCGAUGCGUAUAGCUACGGUGUCUUGUUGCUGGAGAUUGUAAGUGGGUUAAAGAUCAGUUCGCCCCAUCACCUUAUAAUGGAUUUUCCAAACCUUAUAGACUACGCAUGGAACUUCCUGAAAGAAGGAAAAUCAAGGGAUUUCCUGGACACGAUGCUUCUGAAGAGCUGUUCACUGCAUCAAGUGUCUUUGUGCAUCCAUAUUGGCCUUUUGUGUGUCCAAGGCUGCCUAAGUGCCAGGCCACUAAUGUCGUUAGUCGUGUCUAUGCUGGACAACGAGGCCAUGCCACUCACAACACCAGAGCAGCUGUUAUAUUCCGUCGGGAGGAAGCAUGAUGCAGAAGAGGCAACGGAGAACUCUGUUAACAACGCAAGACUGACAACAUUAGCAGGGCGCUAGAUGCUUAUGAUUCCUUGCAGUGAGGUAACCUGAGUGCCCUGGAACAUCAAAGGGAAGCAGAUUAUGAUUGACUGCCAAGUGGGUUUCAGUGGCCAGCUGCAGGUGGAGAAUCCUCUUCCCCUUUGGCGCCCUCAUCCGAUGGUUAAAUUAAAAUUAGUAUUGAUGCUAUAUUUGAUCCAUUGGCUUAUAAAUCUUAUUGUGGUCGGCAUGUUC
Triticum urartu is the source of this 1422-nucleotide messenger RNA. The record is from RefSeq and is a predicted model, not a curated record. Lineage: Eukaryota; Viridiplantae; Streptophyta; Magnoliopsida; Poales; Poaceae.